This is a messenger RNA of Aricia agestis (brown argus), 1992 nucleotides long. Its product is annotated as peptidase inhibitor 16-like. The coding region runs from base 61 to 1965 and encodes 634 amino acids. NCBI's taxonomy places the organism in Eukaryota, Metazoa, Arthropoda, Insecta, Lepidoptera, Lycaenidae. The record is from RefSeq and is a predicted model, not a curated record. The transcript is spliced from 9 exons.
UAUAAAUUUAUUAAUUUCAGGAUUUUUUGUUACUCUGUUCACUAUGCGUUAAAUUUUAUUAUGACUUGUUUAAUAAAAAUUGCCUUGUGUUUAUUAUGCUUUCUAAUUGGUAAUAGGACUGAUCAAGAUGUUGUUGACUACUGCAAAAAUACCAUUUGUGGAGGCAGUAAUGAACAUACACUUUGUAAGUUUUCAGGCCCAUCUCCAAAUUGUAUUGAUUUCGAAGAAAUAAUAACCACUCGAAAGGAUAAACAACUCGUUUUAGAUAAAAUAAAUUCAAGGAGAAAUAAAGUAGCUUCCGGAGAAAUACGAUCAUUGCCGGCUGCGGAGAGUAUGAUAAAACUGGAAUGGAAUGACGAAUUGGCACUAUCGGCGCAAAGAUGGGCGGACCAGUGUGAGUCGCAAAAUGUUGAAGAUACGUGCCGUGAUUUAGAAAACACAACUGUUGGUCAGAAUAUUGCGACAGUAAAGGGCGAGUCACCUGGUUUGAGUCCUCACGUGUUGGUCGACUUGUGGUACAUACAGCUGCUCAAUAUCAAUAUCAGCUUACUUUCAUCAUAUCAAUCAUCUUUAGAAACAGGCUUGCAGCACUACGACUAUUUUACACAAAUGGUCUGGGAUACCACCACCGCGGUAGGAUGUGGAGGGGUGAAGUUUAUAGAAAAUGAGAACAAAUUAGGAAAUGAAAAGAAAACAGUGUACAGGCUUGUAUGUAAUUUUUUCCCCUCUGGCAAUCUCCAGGGCAGAGAAGUGUACGCGACAGGGGAGCCCUGCUCGCAAUGCCCGGUACACUAUUCAUGUGAUUCUGAAUAUCCAUCAUUAUGUAGUAGGGACGAAAUAGAAGAGCAUACACUUUCUGUAAGUACCAAUAUGCCAAGUACUAGAUACCCGUUGGCUACGAUAGAUAAAAUUACGAACGAUACUGAAGCCAACACAACGAAAAUGAAGUCAUCUGAUAUUGUAAUGAAAGAACUACAUAUGGUGGAAAUAGAUUCCGCUGACUCUUUCGACCUCCUGUCUCAUUUAUUUGAAACAUCUACUACAUCAACAGAAACUACCCAGAGCACUCCAAAGUGCAAAGAUGUAAUAGCGGUAGAAGAAUUUAUUCGGAUCCUUAAAAAUAAAUUGAAUACAGAACAGCUUGUAAGAGAUUUUUUAUACUCUACUAAGACAUCUAGUUCAGACAGUUCUCCUUCAGAUGAACAUGUAAAAGCUGUUGUUCAGCAGAUAUAUAGCAAGAAAAUACCGGCAACGACUACAUCUGUCACUGAAAGUAAUCACAUGAACUCAACUCUCCUGGCUAAUUUGGUUGAAGCCAUCAUAUUUAGAAAAAGCGAUGCAAUCACUACAACACAUACUCCGUACGCUGAUACUCCAACGUACAAUAUUAUCAAACCAAUAAAAAUACAAGCAUCACUUGGUGAAGUAAAAGUGAACAAUGAAUUUAGUGGCCACCUAUUUUUCCCUGAAGAAGAUGAAAGCGAAGAAAAUUCUGAGACUGAAACAACAGAAUCUUUUUAUGACUCGACCGAUAUGCCUGCGUCUGAUAUUGCCUUUGAAAUUGAAAGUAUAAGUAAGAAUUCAAGAACUCGUAACUUCCUAGAUGAAGUACUAGAAGAAGAAUUGUUAAAAGAAGGUGCCACAGAAGACAGCCCAACUUCAACAUACAAAGAAAACGGGGUGAGGACUACAAUACCACAUCCUGGGCUAUAUUCAAGAAAAAUAAGGAGGUUUAGGCGCAAUUAUGAAAACAUCACCAACAACUCCGUUAUAGAGAAAAGAGACGGUGGUAAAUAUAUGCAUUAUUUUGAUUUGCUAAAGAAAAUAGCAGCCGAUUUACGACAGCUAAAAAUACGAGAGCAUCAUUCUUGCUCUUCGAAUAAUUCAAAUUUUAAAUGUGACAAUAUUUCUAUAUUUUUAACUUGUACAAUAAUGGUUCAUACUUUUUCUAAUAAUAUUUUAUGAAAUUAUUAGUAACCCUGUAAUAUAAAA